Molecule: messenger RNA, 633 nt
Organism: Electrophorus electricus (electric eel)
Lineage: Eukaryota; Metazoa; Chordata; Actinopteri; Gymnotiformes; Gymnotidae
Gene: fmc1
Product: formation of mitochondrial complex V assembly factor 1
Cellular component (GO): mitochondrion
Source: RefSeq, a predicted model, not a curated record
GUUGCCACGUCAUCGCUGCGCAGACAUGGCCGCUGCUCCGCUGCGCGUGUACCGCGCCAUUCUGAAGGAGUUGAGACUUCUAAAGGGGCCGCAGUAUAAACACACGAUGGCGUACAAUUAUGUGACGGAACAAUUUCGCAAAAACCAGGUGAGUGGGGAACGUUACUGUCGUGCUCAGAGGGAAGCUGUUCACACCUCUCACACCUACCUGUGUCUGCUCUCGUCAACACGGCAACACAUGGAGCUGCACAGGCUGUACCACGGGCGUGGCGAGUGCAGCCCGGAGGAGACAGCCGGCCGUGUGGGACUCCGCCUCCCAUCCCAACCUGGCGGCAAGGGCUGGGAGAACUGAGGAAGAGGAGGAGGAAGGACAGCACAGGAGGACCAGACAGUGGGUUCCCAGCAGCACUGUGGCAAAGCAGAGACCCACCCAGACCAACGAGAGUCCGUUUCCAGUCUGUGUGCGCACACACCCUCUGGCUUUUCUAUGGUCCUGAAUUAGAACAUUUUGUAAAUAUGCUUUUCUUCAUGUGAAAAAUGUAAUCCAACUGAUUGUUUGUUUAAUAUUUACAUAAAUAUCCCACACAUGUAUAUACAUUAGGACUUUCAGAAUAAAUUUCAAUGUUCAAAUAA